Tachysurus vachellii is the source of this 1552-nucleotide messenger RNA. Its product is annotated as homeobox protein six1a-like. Gene Ontology annotation, cellular component: nucleus; transcription regulator complex. The coding region runs from base 483 to 1265 and encodes 260 amino acids. NCBI's taxonomy places the organism in Eukaryota, Metazoa, Chordata, Actinopteri, Siluriformes, Bagridae. The transcript has 2 exons. Gene Ontology annotation, molecular function: DNA-binding transcription factor activity, RNA polymerase II-specific; RNA polymerase II cis-regulatory region sequence-specific DNA binding. The record is from RefSeq and is a predicted model, not a curated record. Gene Ontology annotation, biological process: regulation of transcription by RNA polymerase II.
AAAUCAGAAAUAGACAUCACUGCAGGAGAAGAAAAUCUCUUCUGAGUGCUUAAAGGAGUUCAGAGGUUUCACUUUCGUUGCUUUUUCUCUUCUUCGGUUUUCUGUAAAUACUGUAAAGAGACAUUUAGGAAGAUGUGAUGUUGGAAAACGUCUUAUUUAGGAGGAGCUUUGAUUCUGAGGAUCACAUCAUCCCAAAGGAAUUGCUGGAAAUUUGUUUUCAUUACCCUGGAGCUCUAGUUGUUCUUUUCUUUUCUUUCUCUGCUUUUCAGGAAGAACUGUUCUUCGGGAGGAAAAAAAAUAUUUUCCAGCUUUUUCUGGAAUGCAUUGAUUUGGAAAGUUGCGUUUUCUUCUUGGAGCUUUUCUUCCUGAAGGAUCUGAGGGCGCUUUGUGUUCUAAUUCAGAGUCACUGAUCUCUUCAGUUUGUUGAUGGUUAUCUUACUGCGAUUGGAUAUCGUUCAUUAAAGUAAAGUUUUAUCGUCACCAUGGCAACUUCACCGAGCUUCGGCUUCACGCAGGAGCAGGUGGCGUGUGUGUGCGAGGUUCUUCAGCAGGGUGAAGAUCUCGAGCGGCUCGGUCGAUUCCUGUGGUCACUUCCAGCGUGCGACCGUCUGCACAAGAACGAGUCGGUGCUUCAGGCCAAAGCGGCCGUGGCUUUUCACCGAGAAGACUUCGGCGAGCUUUACCGGAUCCUCGAGAGCCACCAGUUCUCCACGCAGAGCCACGCCGUGCUGCAGCAGCUGUGGCUCAGGGCGCACUACGCCGAGGCCGAGAGGCUGCGCGGGCGUCCGCUCGGUGCUGUCGGAAAGUACCGCGUACGCCGGAAGUUCCCUAUGCCGCGCACCAUCUGGGACGGAGAGGAGAUGAGCUACUGCUUCAAGGAGAAGUCUCGCUCCGUGCUGAGGGACUGGUACACACACAACCCCUACCCCUCUCCCCGGGAGAAACGGCAGCUUGCCGACACCACCGGACUGACCACCACACAGGUCAGCAACUGGUUCAAGAACCGGAGACAGAGAGACCGAGCUGCUGAGGCCAAGGACAGAGACAGUGAAGAUCUCAGCGUUAAUAAAACUCUUCAGGUCUGCAGCUCUGAUGAAGAUGAAGAGCAGCUCUUUCCUUCACGAAGCCCCGCCCCCAGAUCCUGCCCAAACCACGCCCCCCAGCCGAACCUGAGACCCAGCAGGAGCCUGAACCCAGACUCACAUGGUACCCAGAACCGGUACACACACUGUACAAAGAACCUCCUCACAGAGCCGGGACCUUAAAGCUGAUUAUUAUUAUUAUUAUUAUUAUUAUUAUUAUUAUUAUUAUUAUUAUUAUUAUUAGCGUUAUGUAUUAAAACAUGAGACUAAAAUACACACUCACACAGACACAAACUCUCUCUCUCAGUUUUAUACAGUCGUUUUUUCACUCCAGCUGAUUAUGUGGAUUUUCUAAAGCUUUUCAUCAAGAAAACAACAAACUUCAUUCUGUUUGCUCUUUUAACACAGAUUUAAUAGUUUUAAUGACGUCAUUAAGUGCAUCAUUAAACAGACCGAGGAAAAGAUCUAAA